GAACUAGUAAUUACCAAGUAAUAGAUGAGGAUAAUGGGUCAUACAAUAACUUCGAAAGGAUGGUGCAUGAUCAUGCUGGACUUAGUAAUUACCAAGAUCUUCCAAAUCUGGAGGAGCCGCCCAAUCCUGACACUCAACAGAUUUAUGGCAUGUUGAACGCAGCCGAUAAUCCAUUGUACCCAUCCUGUGACACUUACUCACAGUUAUCCUGGAUGACUCAAUUUAUGAUCAUAAAGGCUGAAAACCACAUGUCAGAGAGAUGCUACAAUCAGUUGUCGUCGAUGUUUAAAACGGCAUUACCGAAGGAUAACAACUGUCCAGAAGACUUUUAUAGUACGAAGAGAAAUCUACGCGGUUUGGGUUUGCCGGUAGAGAAAAUCGAUUGUUGUGUUAAUAAAUGCAUGUUAUAUUGGAGGAACGAUAGUGAGUUGCACAGUUGUAACUUCUACGGCAAGUCACAUAUAAGGAGACACAACGUGCAUCUGGAAGAUUACGAAAGAAACUUGUUCCCGCUAAACAGAUGCACUACUUUUCUUUGACGCCCCGACUGCAGAGGUUGUUUGCAUCUACAACAACAGUCGAGAAUAUGCGUUGGCAUGCAAUUCAAUAGACGAUGGGGUUAUGCGCCACCCGGCAGACUCUCCGACAUGGAAACACUUGGAGGUUGACUCCGCCAACGGUGAAGGAGUCGUACUUUCAGGAAUUAAAGAAAGAGUUUACUUGGUCGCCUGAGGACGAGCCUGAGGUAAGGGCGAUGUGGGAGCACAAAGCCAGCAAGAGGUACAGUGACAUGAUGAGCGACUACAAGAGAAAGCUCAGGGCUAGUAUCGACGCAGGGCGGGAAAUGGAUAGACCCCUCUGGAUGUCUGCUGAAUUCUGGACGGGACUCCAGGCAUACUGGGACCAGGAGCCUAUUCAGGCCGUUUCCCAGCGAGCACGUGCGAACCGGAUGUUUGAGCCUGAUGGACCUGGUACAGGGAUCAGCAGGCACGUGGGAGGGUCUUAG
This is a messenger RNA of Salvia miltiorrhiza (redroot sage), 1006 nucleotides long. RefSeq lists its product as uncharacterized. The record is from RefSeq and is a predicted model, not a curated record. Bases 614 to 1006 code for a protein of 130 amino acids. The transcript is spliced from 2 exons. Lineage: Eukaryota; Viridiplantae; Streptophyta; Magnoliopsida; Lamiales; Lamiaceae.